GGUGCAGAUGCUUCACUUCUACCGAUAGAAGGAAUUUUAGGAGAGAGUGAUCUAUUGGAUGAUAUUAUUCACGUAAUCGGUAGAGAUAUACGCGAAGAGAUGCCGCCCGUAGCAACACAACGGCCGUACGUGGAAAUCACGGAACAGCCCCACCCGAAGGCGCUGCGUUUUCGCUAUGAGUGCGAAGGCCGAUCGGCCGGUUCGAUUCCUGGCAUCAACACCACAUCUGACCACAAAACCUUCCCCAGCAUACAAGUGCACGGAUAUCGGGGUCGGGCCGUGGUCGUCGUGUCCUGUGUCACCAAAGAAGGACCCGACUACAAACCUCACCCACACAAUCUAGUCGGUAAGGAGGGAUGCAAGAAGGGUGUGUGUACUGUUGAAAUCAACAGCACCACCAUGAGCUACACAUUCAACAACUUGGGUAUCCAGUGCGUCAAGAAGAAGGAUGUCGAGGAGGCGCUGCGAUUACGCCAGGAAAUUCGCGUCGAUCCAUACCGUACUGGAUUCGCACACGCAAAGGAACCCGGCUCGAUCGACCUCAACGCCGUACGGUUGUGCUUCCAGGUGUUCCUGGAAGGGCAACAGCGUGGCCGUUUCACAGAGCCCUUGACGCCGGUCGUGUCUGACAUCAUCUACGACAAGAAAGCCAUGUCUGAUUUGAUCAUUGUCCGGCUGAGCGACUGCACAGCCCCCGUUUCCGGUGGCAAGGAUAUCAUUCUGCUCUGUGAGAAAGUGGUUAAGGAGGACAUCAAAGUGCGGUUCUUCGAAAAGAAGGGCGACAAAACGGUGUGGGAAAACUAUGCCGAGUUUUCGCACACCGACGUACACAAACAGGUCGCCAUUGGCUUCCGGACACCACCGUAUAAAUCGCUUAACAUCACCGAUCCAGUGAAGGUGUACGUGCAGCUGGAACGACCAUCGGACAACACCUACUCGGAGGCACGAGAUUUUCAGCUGAUACCAUUGGACUCAGGUAGGCGCAGGUUUUCGGCGCUACAGCGCGAACUUAUGAAGAAUCCGAGCGACGAUUCGCCCGAGAAUCAGCUCUUUAAGCGUAUCCUGCUGGAAGGCUCGAAUAGAUCGUGCCUUGCACAACCGGUCAAACCCGUUGUGCAGACCGAAGAAGUGAUCGUGCUAGACACUCCGAACGUCGAGGAUAAGCCGUUCGUCAGUGAAACUGUUUCCAGCGACCAGAAAACGACCGAAUGGAUACAACGAAACGAAUUCAACGCCACAAAUACCCUCGGAGACGGAGGUUCCUCAGGCGACGACAAUCAGAUGAUCACCGGAGAUACUAACAAUAACGGUGCUGCUGUGCCGGAUGAUGAUCAAACUCUCAACGAACUGUUGGAACAGGUGGCUGAGCUGGACGAGAUCUACACAGAUCAUCAGCUGCGCCGCGAGAACAUACUGCUGGAGCAGGAGCUUAAGUCACUCGAGCAAACCGUACCCGUCCAGCUCGGAUCCCCCGGUAAUCAGCCGAUGGACAUCGACGAGGUGUUCGAUGAUGCAGCCACCUACACUAGCCUUCAGCGAGCUUUCAAGAAUCCGCUCUCGAUCACGUUGGGUCCACCGAUCCCUCCGAGACCGGAACACGCUAAGCUCGACGCAGGAGUGUACGAUGCGGUGGAACCACUCCACGUACCCACGAUCGAUAUCUCGCCUCUGAAGCGCGAAUCACAGGAAGUUGAAAAAUUGCCUCCAUUGCCGCCAAAGCGUGCCAAGCCAAGCGUUCAGAAUAAGGAAAACAAUGCUCUGGAUGCCAACGAUGAAGUGCUGUUGAACACGAUCAUUCGGAAAGGAUCGAUGCGUAGUCUGGUGCCACGACCGCAGUCGGAUCAAAUCAUUAUCAUGAAAACACCAGAAAGUCCACUAAAUAAAAAGCUUCCCCCUACGCCACCCAGUUCGCCAUCGAAAGGAUCCUCGAGUGCUGCCACUGGAAGCGCGGGAAACUUCAGCACGCUUCCAAAGAACGUCAACAAAAAGCCGGGCUUUUUUUCAAAGCUUUUCUCGCGCAAGAAGAGCAAGUCUGACCUAUCCGCUAGCACCAAUACGCUCAAUAAUAAGUCCUCGUCUUCAAAAGAGCCCAGUCUGGCUGGAAAUAACGGUCAAUCGCCUCAUCGCAAAGGAUCUCUCCGCGAUGCUGCGGGAGAAAAACGCAAAGCGGGAAAACCAGUGGCACGCAGCGUGAGCAGUGUCAGUGCUCGGCGUCCGGCCUCGGAUGGCAAUCCAGACUACAUCUACAUCCCUCUGAAGGGUGACGGUCCUACAGGAAGCAUGCAAUCGCGCAAUGGGGGCAGUGGAACGCAUCUUUCACUGCCGGGAAACGACUCUUAUGAGCGAGCAAGCACGGCUUCACUGCCACCGCUCGAUCGCAAAGCAGUCAGUGCGCUACAACUGGAUGUUCCGAUUCAGGAUGGCAAUCUUGAACUUGUAGCCAUCGCUGAUGCGCGCAGCAUAAAGAACCUCGUCGAGGGCAACUACGGCGUUCAGCUCGAUCCAAACGUUGAUCUGACGGAAGCUGAACACUUUGCCUUGUACACCUCGAUCGCUCCGAAUGCCGCACUCAGCGAAUUCGACGAAACCUCCUGCUAUUAUGCUCCCGUUGAGCCAAACCCACUAGCUACCUUGCAACAGUGUUCACAGGCACAGCAACACCAAACCACACGGAUGAUCACCGAUAGUGAUGUCUGAGAGGAACUGAUAGAGUUCAUUUUCGACCCCCUAUUGUGCCCUGAGCUGCUUCAGAGCAAUGACUUUUUAACCAUAUCAUAGCAGCGGCCGCAGCAGCGAAUAUUGUCAUCAAACAUAAUCACCCUUGCCACUUCUCGCUUAUGCUAAUUUGAUAUUUCUAUUUUUUUUUUGUUGAUUUUUCGGUCCUCGUCCUCUACAUUCCUGGUUUGAAUACACGCACACUUGAUUGACUUGUUGAAAAAC
Molecule: messenger RNA, 2940 nt
Organism: Anopheles nili
Lineage: Eukaryota; Metazoa; Arthropoda; Insecta; Diptera; Culicidae
Gene: dl
Product: embryonic polarity protein dorsal
Exons: 6
Coding region: 100-2697 (865 amino acids)
Biological process (GO): cellular response to stress; inflammatory response; canonical NF-kappaB signal transduction
Cellular component (GO): cytoplasm
Molecular function (GO): DNA binding; DNA-binding transcription factor activity
Source: RefSeq, a predicted model, not a curated record